Molecule: messenger RNA, 334 nt
Organism: Anarrhichthys ocellatus (wolf-eel)
Lineage: Eukaryota; Metazoa; Chordata; Actinopteri; Perciformes; Anarhichadidae
Product: trypsin-1-like
Exons: 3
Biological process (GO): proteolysis
Molecular function (GO): serine-type endopeptidase activity
Source: RefSeq, a predicted model, not a curated record
AUGCAUAUAAACCAGGACUCCAGGCUAAGUCUCUCAUCGACAACAUCACACAGCAACCAUGAGGUCUCUGGUCUUCGUUCUGCUCAUCGGAGCUGCUUUCGCCACGGAGGAGGACAAGAUCGUCGGAGGGUAUGAGUGCACGCCUCACACCCAGGCCCAUACGGUGUCCCUGAACACCGGCUACCACUUCUGUGGUGGCUCCCUGGUCAACGAGAACUGGGUGGUGUCUGCCGCUCACUGCUACAAAUCCCGUGUGGAGGUGCGUCUUGGAGAGCACAACAUCAGGGUCACCGAGGGCAACGAGCAGUUCAUCCAGUCCUCUCGUGUCAUCCGC